Messenger RNA from Pelagomonas calceolata, 1130 nucleotides. NCBI's taxonomy places the organism in Eukaryota, Pelagophyceae, Pelagomonadales, Pelagomonadaceae. The record is from the annotation of a GenBank genome assembly.
UGCAAAUUGGCAAGCCGUCUGGAGGCAGCAGUCAUCAUAAUAAUCAGUGCCGAGCGCUAGUCAAGUGCUCAGCGUGCGCACCGGAGAGCCAUCAGUCCGGAGAGCAGCCACCCAGUUCGGAGAGCCCCAAUCAAUCCGGAGAGCAAUAGCAGCAGCGCAGUGAAAUCCUGGGAAAACCUGGAAACUCGACGACUGCCACAAUGCUAAAACGCAUGACACUCCUCGUCGCACUUGCACGCGAGACGUCGUCGCUCAACGGCGCCUGGCGCCGACGCGGCGUCUACCGCGACCGCAGCGACAUGCCGCCGCUCGACGCCGUCGCGGCCGCGGUCGGCGCCGCCGCGCCCUGGGCGGCGCCGAAGUGGGUCUGGGCCUUCUGCUGGCGCGCGCACGCGCGGCUGCUGCCCGCGCUCCACGCGCGCGACGGCCUCACGAACACCUGCGUGAACCUCCAGGUGCUCUGGCUCAAAGCGCUCGCCGGCGACGACGCGGCGUACGCGCUCUUGCCGCGCGGAUUUCGCCUACUCGUCGCGCCGCCGCUGCGGCGGUUCUACCCGAGGCUCCACCACCAGAACAUCAAACUCCGCGCGAAGUUCCUGGACGACGCCGUCCGGGACGAGCUGCGCCGCGGCGACGACGACGUGGCCGUCGUGGCGCUGGGGGCGGGCUUCGACGGGCGCGCGGCCCGCGCGGUGGAAGACCGCGGGCCGCGCGCGCGCGCCGCCGACGUCGACCUGCCCGAGGUCAUCGCGCAGAAGCGAAGCGUGCUGGGCCGCGCGGACGGAUACGGCGCCGAGCUGAUCGCCUGCGACCUCGCCGGCGCCGGCGUCGAGGCCGCGCUCGCGCGGGCGAUAGGGAACCGCACGCGCGUCGUAUUCGUCGUCGAGGCACUCCUGAUCUACCUCGACGCCGCCGCGGCGGAGCGGCUCCUCGACGCGUGCCGCGGCGCGCCGUGCGCCGCGGUGUCGCUCUGCUUCGCGGACCGGCUCGCGAUCGACGGCGUCGACGAGGCGGCAGCCGCGCGCCUCUUCGCGGACCGCGGCUUUGACCUCGUCCGCUACCUCCCGAAGCCGGGCCUCGCGCGGCACAUGGGCGUGGCGCGGCGGCGGCCGCGUCGUGGGGAGAGCUAA